Molecule: messenger RNA, 1703 nt
Organism: Mollisia scopiformis
Lineage: Eukaryota; Fungi; Ascomycota; Leotiomycetes; Helotiales; Mollisiaceae
Exons: 7
Coding region: 143-1624 (493 amino acids)
Biological process (GO): malate transmembrane transport
Cellular component (GO): membrane
Molecular function (GO): malate transmembrane transporter activity
Source: RefSeq, a predicted model, not a curated record
UUGUCCUCAAUCUUCUCAUCUUCAUCACUACCCUCGUCAACUUCAGCUACGCCCUCACCUCCAUGGAACCUUUGGUUCUUAUCGCCCUCUACGCUAUCUCGAAGAUCUUCGUCACUCCGCCUGAGACGGGUAUCUUCGCAAAAUGCCAGCACAAGGACCUCUACCCCGACGGAUGACAAGAAUAGUUCCCGAAAAUGGCUACGAAUCACCUCAAUCCCCGGAGAGCAGCGGAUUCUUCUUUGGAAAUGGCAUAAUCAUAGAUGGGGAGCGGAGAAGAAGGAACCCGUUCGGUGAUAGCAACGAAGAUACUGCAGCGGAUGACACUGUUGAAGAACAGGAUACAGCGGCAGAAUGCCAGCAGAUGGAACAGCAGAAUGAAGACGCUCCUGCGCAGAGGAUUGUCGGGUUCCGUGACCGUGUUGGAUCCUUCACAUGGACAUGGUUUACGAUGACAAUGGCUACAGGAGGCAUUGCUAAUGUUUUGCAUUCAAUUCCAUACCGCUCUGACUGGCUCAAGAUCCUCGGCGUGAUCGUGUUUCUGUUUAACCUGGUCUUGUUUAUUCUGAAUUGCUCAUUAAUCACAUUGAGGUUCAGAUGGAAUCCCGGGUCGUUCACAGGAUCUUUCAAGAGUCCUUCGGAGUCCCUGUUCAUUCCUGCCUGUGUUGUCUCAGUUGGGACGAUCCUCAUUAAUAUGAGCCAAUACGGCAUUGCAGAAACAGGAGAAUGGUUCCAGACGGUCAUGCAAAUCUGCUUCUGGGCAUAUGCUGUAUUGAGUUUCGUCGCAAGUUCUGGGCUCUACCUUAUCAUUUGGUCUACACAAACUUUUCCAAUUCACACAAUGACGCCUAUCUGGAUCUUCCCAGCAUAUCCUCUCCUUCUUAUGGGACCUUUUGCAGCAAACUUAAUCGAUGCCCUGCCCAAUUCCGCCGCUGCGACUCGAAUCAAUUCUGUUGCCAUAACUUUCGGAGCUCUUUGCAUACAAGGAACGGGGUUUCUGGUCAGUUUGAUGAUUUACAGUGCUUUUAUCUAUCGUCUCAUGACCCAAAAGCUACCACGAGAGACCACAAGACCAGGCAUGUUCGUUUCUGUUGGACCCAGCGGCUUUACAGUGGCAGGUAUCGUCCAUCUAGGGAAUACUGUCAUUCCUAAAGUCAUGCCAAAUGGAUUUGAGGGCAAUGGUGAUGCGGCAUUUAUCAUCAAAUUGCUGUCAGAUCUAGCAGGACUUUGGAUGUGGGGGCUAUGUCUUUGGUUCUUUCUUGUCAGCAUUGGAGCGCAUUGGCAAGUAAUGCAGCCGCGGCAUCCAGAGCAUCACAUACGAUUCGAUAUGACUUGGUUUUCCUUCGUCUUCCCGAACACCGCCUUGGUGACAGCAACACAGGCUCUAGGAAAGUCCCUCGAUUCCAAUGGCCUAAAGAUAUUCGGCACUGUCAUGGCUGUUAUCCUAGUCGGGGUCUGGCUAUUCGUAUUCGGCAUGAUGAUAAGGGCAUUCUAUCUCCGUCGACUGUUGUGGCCAGGAGAGAUUGAUGGAGCGGAAGCUUCACGACGAAGAUGGAUCGGGAAGGUUGAAGAAGCUGCUGCGAAUGGGGCUAGCAGAUUGCGGCAUAGCAAUGAUACUAAUCCAUAAUGCAGCAUGAAUAAAGUGAUCGUUGAUUUCUCGAAUAUCGGCCCUCUGCGUGAUUAUUCUCCUUGUCGCAAGUGCGAUU